Messenger RNA from Anopheles marshallii, 1593 nucleotides. It is a transcript of the gene Cyp18a1, whose product is annotated as cytochrome P450 18a1. Gene Ontology annotation, molecular function: heme binding; oxidoreductase activity, acting on paired donors, with incorporation or reduction of molecular oxygen, reduced flavin or flavoprotein as one donor, and incorporation of one atom of oxygen; iron ion binding. Gene Ontology annotation, cellular component: intracellular membrane-bounded organelle; cytoplasm. NCBI's taxonomy places the organism in Eukaryota, Metazoa, Arthropoda, Insecta, Diptera, Culicidae. Bases 1 to 1593 code for a protein of 530 amino acids. The record is from RefSeq and is a predicted model, not a curated record. The transcript is spliced from 5 exons. Gene Ontology annotation, biological process: xenobiotic metabolic process.
AUGUUUAUCGAUUCGUAUAUCGUCGGGUUGAUGCGCAAAGAGUUCUUUGAUCCAUUAAACGCUCGAAAAACGUUGCUGGUGUUUUGUUGUGCGCUGUCCUGUGUAUUAUUCGUGCAAUAUUUGUUCCGUUUACUCAGCCAAAUCAAGAAACUGCCCCCGGGUCCGUGGGGUGUGCCAAUCUUUGGAUACUUGACCUUUAUCGGUCAUGAAAAACAUACUCAGUACAUGAAACUGGCCAAAAAGUAUGGUGCACUGUUCAGUGCCAAGCUUGGUGCCCAGCUAACGGUAGUAAUAAGCGACUACAAAAUUAUACGCGAGGCAUUUAAAACCGAGGAAUUUACUGGCCGCCCCCAUUCUCCAUUGCUGAAGACGUUAGGAGGAUUCGGUAUCAUCAACAGUGAAGGACCAUUGUGGAAAGAUCAGCGCCGUUUUUUGCACGAAAAGCUUCGAAAUUUCGGCAUGACGGUACUCGGCAAUAAGAAGCAUCUCAUGGAAAAUAGAAUAAUGACCGAAGUAACAGAACUCUUAACUACGUUGAGCUCCGUCGAGAACAAAUCCACCGAUCUAAGCCGAUAUCUAUCCGUAUCGGUAAGCAAUGUAAUCUGUAACAUCAUAAUGUCCGUUCGCUUUUCGAUCGAAGAUCCAAAGUUCAAACGAUUCAACUGGCUUAUAGAAGAAGGAAUGAGACUGUUUGGUGAAAUACACACGAUUGAUUAUAUUCCUCAAAUUCAAUAUUUACCCGGCAACAUCAACGCAAAAAACAAAAUAGCAAAAAAUCGCGAAGAAAUGUUUGACUUUUAUCGUGAAAUUAUCGAAGAACAUAAGCGUACAUUUGACAAUGAAAACAUACGGGACAUUGUUGAUGCUUAUCUUGCCGAGAUCGAAAAAGCACAAGCAGAAGGUCGAGAUGGAGAACUGUUUGAGGGCAAAGAUCAUGAGAUUCAGAUGAUGCAGGUGAUUGCCGAUUUGUUUUCUGCCGGUAUGGAAACAAUUAAAACAACGCUACUGUGGUUGAAUGUGUUUAUGCUCCGUCACCCGGAUGCCAUGCGGCGUGUACAGGAUGAGUUGGAUCAGGUGGUUGGACGUAGUCGACUUCCUAAGAUCGAGGACGUUCCUUAUUUGCCGAUCACUGAAACAACAAUUCUGGAGGUUAUGAGAAUAUCCAGCAUAGUACCGUUAGCUACUACACACUCUCCAAAGAGUGAUGUUGUUAUAAAUGGUUACACAAUACCUGCUGGUUCAUACGUUGUGCCACUCAUCAACAGUGUUCACAUGGACCCAAACCUAUGGGACAAACCAGAGCAGUUUAACCCUAGCAGGUUCUUGGAUACUGAGGGAAAAGUCCACAAACCCGAUUACUUCAUACCGUUUGGAGUUGGCCGGCGUCGCUGUCUUGGGGAUGUGUUGGCGCGCAUGGAACUAUUUCUGUUUUUUUCUUCAAUUAUGCACACCUUUACAAUUGAAUUGCCGGAGGACGAGCCAAUGCCAGGAUUAAAGGGCAUUAUCGGGGUCACUAUUAGCCCACAGGCAUUUCGAGUCAAUCUUAUACCACGUCCACUGGAGACACAUAUACGUACGGUAGGCAUGUGUUGA